Molecule: messenger RNA, 1559 nt
Organism: Manihot esculenta (cassava)
Lineage: Eukaryota; Viridiplantae; Streptophyta; Magnoliopsida; Malpighiales; Euphorbiaceae
Product: ethylene-responsive transcription factor ERF062
Exons: 1
Coding region: 71-1444 (457 amino acids)
Biological process (GO): regulation of DNA-templated transcription
Molecular function (GO): DNA-binding transcription factor activity; DNA binding
Source: RefSeq, a predicted model, not a curated record
CAAAUGCGCAUAGUCUCACAUGAUGGAUGCUUUAGAAUACAUAUAUAAAGCAUAGUGUCUUCAUAAUCACAUGCAUCAUUUCUACCUCCAUCUCUGUAUGUUCUCUUCUCGAUCGCACACAAAAAUUUCUACUAUGGAGGAUCAGUUUCCCAAAAUGGAAACCUUCAUGCACAAGGAUUAUAGUUUUCAUGGAAUGGCUACAGCAUCCAAAUACUUUGAUGAUCCAAUCAUUUGGGGAGCUCCAACUGAGGCUGCUACUUGUGGCGACAAUGGCACUAGUGGCUUGAAAUCAACAGCAUCUUCUCCUGAAAGAUUCCUCUCGAGUUCUGAUUCUUGUUCGUCGGCGGAGGAGGCUUCAGGUACCAUUUGUAAUAUCCCUGGUUUUGUUAAACCGGAUGUUACCAAACAAAACCAUGCAAGUUCUUUCCUUUCAGGAUUGAGUUCUAUCAACCCUUCAUCUGGAGCUUCACUAUCUGAUAUUAAAGAAAGCUCCAUUCCUGUAGAUUUCUUGGAAUCUUUUCCAAAAAUAAACCAAACUCAUCAAGUAUCCGAACCAUCUUCUCCAUCGAAAUUCCCGAACUUGACUUUGUUUUUACAGGAACCUAGCUUGUUAGAUCCAUCCAAACAACCGAUUACUUGUUCAUUACUCAGUGAGAACCAAAGACUUGAGCCUAUGUUACUGUUUCCAAACACUUCAUUUUCCAUGCCCCAGCUUGAGAAAAUUCAUUGCUCACCAAGCGAGGAAUGGCUCAAAAUCAACCAAACAUUGACAGACUAUCCCACCAAAGGAUUUAACGAUUAUUGGCUUAGCACUACAAAGACACAGCCAAUGAAAUGCACUGGUCGAAGAUUGCAGAAUCAGCAGCAAAAAUCCUCUCUAUCAUCGACCUCAGCACCUGGGAAGCUGUUUAGAGGAGUGAGACAAAGGCACUGGGGCAAAUGGGUGGCGGAGAUUAGGUUACCGAGAAACCGCACAAGGGUUUGGUUAGGGACUUUUGACACAGCAGAAGAGGCUGCUAUUGCUUAUGAUACAGCUGCCUAUAUGCUACGUGGAGAUUAUGCACACUUAAAUUUCCCAGAUCUUAAGCAUCAACUUAAAGCCAAUUCUUCGAAUGGAGCAACAGCAGCCCUUCUUGAAGCAAAAUUACAGGCAAUAUCACAAGGCAUUACUGGUCAGAAGAAGCAAAAUAUUGAUCCUCCAUUAACAUCACCAAACAAGCAUGUAUAUGAGAAUAACACAAAGCUGAAGGGUUUGGGACAAAACCCAUCAAGAAAAGAGUGGCAAUUUCAGCUGGAGAGCGAAGUUGGAUUUGAUGGUGAAAUGAAUGAGAACAAGAAAGCACAGGAGGCUGUAGAAUCGGAGAUGGAUGGUGUUCAGUUGAGCAGAAUGCCUUCCUUGGACAUGGACAUGAUUUGGGAUGCUUUGUUAGUCUCUGAUUCAUGACCAUUUGCCCUUCAAUUCUCAUAUUUUCCCAUAUGAUGCUCAUAUUGCCUUAGAUUCAAUAGAUGUUGAUGGUGGUAUUUAUGUUUAUGCCUUUAAUAGCAUAUACUAAUUCUUG